CUUCUAAAUCAGCCAUUAGAGAGAUUGACGAUUCGGUUGUUUUGGUUUGAUUAAGUCCUUUCAUUCUGAAAACUCCUUGAAAUCAAAUAUACGUGUGGAGUCUCUAUGUCGGUCUUCUUCAUGACGUUUCGUUUCUGAUUCAUCUGUUACAUUACAGGAUUAGCUGAUUCGUCGCCAUUAACAAUGUUUUUAUUCCUUGGAUCCACACUAGCCACGAUCUCUCAUUCAACACUUCUUAUCUCUCUCUCAGGCGGUGAAACUUCACCUAUAAAAACGUAUAUGUCUUCUUCCCAUAAACAUCAUCCUCACGAAUCCUAUUACAAUAGAAACUUUGGUCUUAGUAUAAUGGGUAACUCAUCUACCAUUUUUUCUGAUCUGAAGUCCGGACGUUGUUCAUCCACUGUGGAGGUCCGGCGUCUGUUGGGAUUCACGGCGUUGAGGAUUUUCUAAGCUGAUCGGUAUAAAAAAGUCAACCGACGGAGGAAAACCAGGCUUAGAUAAUGGCGUCACUCUCCAAAGUGAUAUCUCUUUUCGGCAGAUCUUAAACUAGACAACGAGCUCGCGAGACGACAAAAACUCGAGGUGGAGUAAGAGAUUGGAAACAGAGAAGAUAGGAAUAGAAGGAACAUUCAUAUCCGUUGUGUUAAAGAGACAUAAACAGAGUAGUGCGGUUGAUCUGCAUCUAGAAUUUAUUUCCCGGCACCAGUCCAUCGGCGUACUCCUUAAUCACGCAACUACAGUCAGACAACAAAAAAACGGUUUGUCUUCUACAGCUAAUGGAAGAGCCACAACCAGUCGUCAACGAUAAACUUCGCACCGUCACCACCUGUCUCCUAUGCGAAGUCGUUCAUGUCGUUCAUGUCUUCUCAUAAAUGUUACACCAAGAGCAACCAGAUAUCAUCAGGAUUCGUGAUCACUAACGCUUCGUCUCAGGUCUCGGUUCGAGGGGAAGUGCGUUAAUAAGGAGGGCUCAAUUUGUUCUGCAACCAAAUAUGGGGGUAUCCAGAAAUUUGAAAGUCUAAAGAGCUUAAAGCAUACGUACUAAUUUCAUAGCCACAGAGCGUACUGGAACUCAUCCCCUGCUUUCUGACGCGGUGAAAAUUAACCCUACUGAUGGGUUUAUAAUUGGAUCCCCUGAGAAAACAGCUGAGGGAGAUGCUGCUGAAAUGCUUGACGGAAGUGCUGUCGAGCCUGCUCUUCCACCUAUUGAACCUGUCUCAGGUGGAUCACAACAGCUGAGAAUGGACCAUUAAUGGAGGAGAAUCAGAAAGGGAAAAAUCCAUGCAUUACUCAACGUCAAUGCCUAAGAACCCUAGCUCAAGCCGAAGACCCAUGGACCUUAGCUAAAUAUGUAUUGACACUGCUCUCCUAUUUGCUCCCUUUGCAAUAUACCAUCAGUAUUUACAGGUAGUAUCAUACGAAGAAAGUUUUUCAUUGUGUGGUCUACAUGUUGUUUAGCAUAUUCUUUGUUUUUUAUGGUUUUCUGUUUAAGGCUUUUUACAGCAAAUGUUACAUUUCUCAGAUUAAUAAAUAAUUAUUCCUCACAUACGUCCCUUAUCCUAAUACACAAUAUGUCGACGCUUUAGCAAGUCAUGUGUAAAACUCCACUAUAACAGCUAUAAACAUGCUUCGUAGAAACUUGUAUCAUAUACUACUAAAAUGGUUUUUUUUUCCGGUUGCCGUUCGCCCUAGCGCCGUUUCUCCCAGCCACAAUUCCCGAGGCCGAUCUGCUUUCAAUCCUCUCCGACGCCGGAGGAGCUCGAGCUCGCCGGCGUCGGGACUCUUCAUCCCGUCCUUGCUCAUCUGCUGUUUCGCUGGUCCGUUUUUCCUCUGCUCUGCUCGUCGACUCUGGUCCAACUACGAUGGAGCCCCCUCGCCCCGUCUCUGUUCUUACACCACCUGUUUCUCCGCUCCACCCCUCACCGUGUUCUUCUCGUGAAGCUCUGCGUUACUCAGUCGCCGGCUCCGACGAACAAACUGAUUCUGUCAUACUCCUGCUCGAUCCUUCUCCUUUUGUAGUACUGAGUUUUCUCUCUCGAGUGAACUUGUUCUCAGUGAGGUCUUUGAAGAGUAAUCCCAGAUCUAUGGUCACAGAAGACUUUGUGAGGUCUUUGAAGAGUAGUCUCAGAUCUAUGGUCAAAGAAGGCUUUCCCUUCCACACCAGUCCGGCGAAGAACAUCCUAAUUGAAUGGUACGUGUCAAACCCAGCCUUAAGGGCUCUGAUUUCUCUGCAAGAUUUGUUAGGGACUGCGAAGAUCUUGGUUGAGGAAAGAAUCGUCGCCAUACUAGUCUCUCUCCAGUACAGCACAAACCAAAACUUUGAGGACAGGCUGUUGUUAGUGAAUGUAUUGGUGGUGACUGGUUUAGACAAGGUUCAGCUCUCACUCCGACAAAAUAAAUCUGUAUUCACUGCCAAACCGUGUGUUCGGUAUCUGCUACUCCUCCAUACUUUCACCUCAUUGCCCCAGCUUCUACGGUUCAUCAACUUCUAUGUGUCCUGGCCUACAACAACGUUGAGCCACACCGGACGUGGAGAGAUGGCUUUGACAUCCAUACCGUGCUCGUUAGUGUCAACUCCAUAUAUGGAGUCAGAGAAGAUAUUUGUCCCAAUCGUCUCAGCGCCCUUCUCACUGAACAACAUGCUCUUCCAAACUUAUGAGAUUCACCUAGUCUUUUUGGAGAGCAUUGUCGGACGAUCACCGGAUGCUCCAUUCUUGCGCCUACAAUGUAUGGUCAUUGAUUGUUUAAGGAAAGCAAUGCCAGUCAUCAUUUCCACUGAGCCCAAAACUGUCACGAUGAGUCUCCUAAAAGAGUACUCUAGAACCGGAGUUUAUGGCUCAACGCUCCUUGACCAAGCCACCUUAAUGGAGUAUUAUUACCUUCUCUCCGAUCAAGCCUGCAAGCGAGCCUCAACAUCUCAUAACUGUCUCAAGUAUGCAUCUUGGUCUCGAGGUCUCCUACCUUAUGCUCCUUUGAUCUUGAAUUUGCUUUCAAGCAAGAGCUGGUUAUUUUCAGUGGCGGUAUGCAACUGCUCCCAAAACCUUCGUGGGUAUUUCAACGUCGAUCAUUCCGACUAUAAUUUGUUCUCUCCAAGAACAGUUUCAUGGAUUCAAGUGAAGUGUCUCUACGGGUCAUUUUACUCCUUGAACACAUCUAUCGUUUUCUUUGUUGUAGUUUCCUUCUGUUUUCGUCUUCCCAUUGAGUUUUCCUCCGGAUGUAAUCGUCUUAGCUCGUUUAACAUUUAGAUUAAUAUAAUCAGUUUCGUGACAAA
Molecule: messenger RNA, 3271 nt
Organism: Brassica napus (rape)
Lineage: Eukaryota; Viridiplantae; Streptophyta; Magnoliopsida; Brassicales; Brassicaceae
Exons: 3
Coding region: 1863-3245 (460 amino acids)
Source: RefSeq, a predicted model, not a curated record